Molecule: messenger RNA, 1866 nt
Organism: Centropristis striata (black sea bass)
Lineage: Eukaryota; Metazoa; Chordata; Actinopteri; Perciformes; Serranidae
Gene: dcph1
Product: acidic residue methyltransferase 1
Exons: 5
Coding region: 113-1477 (454 amino acids)
Biological process (GO): DNA damage response
Cellular component (GO): nucleus; cytoplasm
Molecular function (GO): phosphatase activity
Source: RefSeq, a predicted model, not a curated record
GUCCACAGAUAACAAGUCGCGUUUCAAGCCUCAAGCAGGCCUGUAAACUUUGUCCCUGUGCUGUACAUUUUAUCGAUAAAGUUUGCAUUUGAAUCCUCCUACCACUGCUAGAAUGAUGGCGUCGGACCAAACUGUGCACGGAGUUCCUCCUUCACUGUCUGCUAAAGUGGUUGGCUCAUUCGCCUAUUUGACCAUAAGAGACAGACUGCCGACCAUCCUGACUAAAGUUGUAGACACAAUACAUCGCAACAAAAACAAGUUUUUUGAAGAAUAUGGAGAGGAGGGUAUCCAGGCAGAGAAGCAAACAAUAGGUCUGCUGUCUAAGAUGAGGAAUGAGUUGCAAACCGAUAAGCCGGUGCUGGCACUAACAGACAGCCUGCAAGACACAGAGGCCUGGAACCAGUACCUGCAGAGACAUCAGAAACUCCAAGGAGAUCCAGAGGCUGUAAGCUGGUUCAAGUCUCCAUGGCUCUAUGUGGAGUGCUACAUGUACCGCAGGAUACACGAGGCCCUCUGGCUCAAUCCUCCCAUUAGUGACUAUGAUGUCUUUAAUGAGGGAAAGACUCAGAGCUAUUUCGAGUCUCAGCAGGCUAUGAUGGCCUUAUGUUCACACUUGGAGACCGUCAACAAGAACAUGGAGGAGCUCUCCAAGAAUCAGCUGUUUGAGCAUUUUAACCAACUGCUACAGGUUUCUCUCUGGGGGAACAAGUGUGAUCUGUCCAUCUCUGCUGGCCAAGACAACUCACAGAAGACCAGUCCGGUAGAUUCUCUCGACAGCCUACAACCCUUUAUCUUGGUGAAUGACACCAAAAUGGUUUGGUCAACUCUUAUUUCUGCCCAGCGACCAGGACAGUCAGAGAAAACCCCUUCAGUCAGAGUGGACUUUGUUCUGGACAAUGCUGGCUUUGAGUUGUUCACUGACUUGGUCUUAGCAGAUUUCCUGGUUUCCUCCGGCCUUGCCCAUGAGGUCCAUUUUCACGGCAAAUCCAUCCCGUGGUUUGUCUCCGAUGUCACAGUUAACGAUUUUCAGUGGACCAUUCAGCAGACGAUGGCAGCCAAUCACAAGUGGAUGUCGAAGAGUGGUGUCCAGUGGAAGAGGUACGUGAAGGAGGGCGUGUGGUCCUAUCAUGAUCAUCCUUUCUGGACACAGCCCCAUGAGUUCUGUGACAUGGCAGCUGAUGCUCCUGACCUGUAUGCGACCCUGCAGGGGGCAGACCUGGUGCUGUUUAAAGGCGAUCUCAACUACAGAAAGCUGACGGGGGACAGGGAAUGGGAUCACACAGUGUGCUUUGAUACUGCGCUACAAGGAUUUGGGCCCGCCCCGCUGUGCAGCCUGAGGACUCUCAAGGCCAACAUCCAGGUCGGCCUGCAGCCGGGCCAAGCGGAGAAGCUCAGCUCCCAAGAUCCAGACUGGAUGACCAACGGCAAAUACGCAGUCAUUCAGUUCCACAGCUCAAAGUCUGAACAGAAAGACUGACCUCGGGAUCUCACUGGAAGAUUCAUUUGAACAUUACAACAAGAUGUACCACAAGAAGGCGUUACCUGAAGCCAUAAGACCAUAAAGUAACAUGAGGUUGUUGAAUGAUGUCUUUGUUCCUCAUUGUCAGUUGGCACCUUAUCAUGUUUGAUACAGAAAUGCACUGUAACUGAAAUAUUUAAGUUAUUUUCACAACAUAUUUGUACUACAUCAUGCUUAAACUGUAAGCACUAUAAGAUCUAAAUGUUUACCCAUGAUUUGAACUAGGGAUGCACGAUUGGUGAAGUUUGAUACCAAUGUUUAAAAUUUUGCUCAUAACUGAAGCUGAUGAAGUUGUUUUUUGUUGUUGUUAUCCAUUUAUUAUCCCUUUUGCACCAGGGAAACAAAAA